UAGAAUUAGCAAAGAUUAUAUAUCGUUGUCAUACUAAUUAUUCGAAAAAUGGCAAGUUUCAAGAUCUGGGUUUGCCUUACCUUGCUUCUACUCCGAUUCUCGGUGCACCAAUGCCGCCGUUUGCUCGUGGAAGAUUGUCAUUCGGGUUCGGCCCGUUUGAGAAGGGAACUUAUUGAAAGAUCGGUAAAGCUGGAGGCUAUUUCCAAAGGCGAAGAAAACGUUCUACCCGAUAACUUCGACUUGAAGAGGCUUAGCCCCGGUGGACCGGACCCGAGGCAUCACUGAAAAUAUAUAUACGCCAAAUAUAAAAAAACUCAUGCGUGGCUUUAAAUGGUCAGAUUGAGACUUCAACAGUUUGUAUACAGAAAUUUGGUAAGAGAUGGCUGGCUUUCCACAUGGAAGUUUUUUUUUUUUACUUGGGUGUAAUUCUAUGGUUUUACCAUCGUUCUAACAUGUACCGUGCUUUAUUGCUUCGUGUUAUUGUAACACACAUGCUGUUCUUGG
Tarenaya hassleriana is the source of this 504-nucleotide messenger RNA. Its product is annotated as CLAVATA3/ESR (CLE)-related protein 4. Lineage: Eukaryota; Viridiplantae; Streptophyta; Magnoliopsida; Brassicales; Cleomaceae. The coding region runs from base 49 to 285 and encodes 78 amino acids. The record is from RefSeq and is a predicted model, not a curated record. The transcript has a single exon.